This is a messenger RNA of Thalassophryne amazonica, 3215 nucleotides long. Its product is annotated as ral guanine nucleotide dissociation stimulator-like 1. Gene Ontology annotation, cellular component: plasma membrane. The transcript is spliced from 17 exons. The record is from RefSeq and is a predicted model, not a curated record. Gene Ontology annotation, molecular function: guanyl-nucleotide exchange factor activity. NCBI's taxonomy places the organism in Eukaryota, Metazoa, Chordata, Actinopteri, Batrachoidiformes, Batrachoididae. Bases 215 to 2434 code for a protein of 739 amino acids. Gene Ontology annotation, biological process: Ras protein signal transduction; positive regulation of GTPase activity.
CUGCACCGGGGACGUCUGUCCACCCGCUGAUGUCAAAUGUAGCGAAUAUUUUGCAGAAAUGCGAAUGUAGACCAAACGAAUUAGAAGAGAAAAUCAAUAAAUACGUAAAUAAAGGAAGAUGCUGCCCUAAAGUGACUGUCGGAGUGGAAGAAGAUUUUCAGUCUUUUAAUUCCUGUCCAGAUGGAAAACAGCUCUCCGUAAACGACCUGACGACAUGAGAAAAUGGGAGUUAACAAUGAACCCAGUGCAGGAGUGGGGUGAGGAGGUUGAGGACGGGGCAAUCUAUGGGGUCACUCUGCGCCGAGAUCCCCUCCCAUCAUCCCCCAACCCUCAUACGACGAGUGCAUGCUGUGCUUUCGUCCAGUACCGGACCAGCAAGGUGCGGCGUCUAAAAGCUGCUACUCUGGACCUGCUUGUGGAUCACCUGCUGGAUCCCUGCUGCCAGGAGCAGGACUACAGCAGGAUCUUCCUUUCCACAUACAGAACCUUCACCAGCACCACAACACUCUUACAGUUGCUGUUCCACAGAGACAACGCUGCUCCACAUGUGAACAAGAGUGACUACCAGAGUCCUCUAUUGGCCUUUGUCCAGACGUGGUUGGACGAGUACAGUGAAGACUUCAGGGAUCCCCCCCUGCACGCUGCACUCAGACUGCUUCUGGAUCACCUGAGGAUCAGCUCUGCUGUGCACCACAACGUGCACAGCCAGCCUAAUGUCUGCUCAUUGGCUGGCCAAGCUGAGGCAUUACUCAAGAGAUUCCAGAAAGAAGAUGCUGAACCAGAUCUCAGUUCUACCCAGUCAGAUCUGGAACAAGACGAGGGAUGUUCUGGUGAUGACGACUCAGGAUUUGAAAAUAGUUUGGAUCAAGGGAACAUCAUGGAUUUUUCUGCCUUAUCCAUUGCAGAGCAGCUUACCCAACUCGACUCUGCUCUGUUUAUAAAAGUGGUGCCUUACCAGUGUCUAGGCUGCAUUUGGUCACAAAGAGACAAGAAAGAAAAUAUGUCUCCCACCAUCCGCGCUACUGUGGCGCAGUUCAACGCCAUUACUAAUCAAGUCAUCACGUCCCUCCUCUGUCGGCCGACUGCUGCUACCAGCAGUCCCAAUCUGUCCCGUCAGCUGCCCACCACGCCGGCACAAAGGGCCCGCAUCAUCGAGAAGUGGAUCCAAGUAGCACAGGAUUGUCGUCAGUUGAAGAAUUUCUCUUCUCUGAGGGCGAUUCUGUCGGCGCUUCAGUCUAAUGCAGUUUACAGGCUGAGAAAGACCUGGGCUGCUGUUAGCAGGGAUCGCAUGGCUAUAUUUGAUAACCUGUGGGAAACCUUCCCCAAUGAAAACUAUGUUCUGACCAACAGGCAGCUCUUAGAGGAGGAUGGAGGCCAAGUGACUGUGGAUAGUAUGUCUCCAAAGAUAUCCAAAUGGUGUCCAAUCCCCAGACAUAUGAGUUCCUCCAGCGGGGUGGUUCCAUACUUGGGCACGUAUCUGACCAUUUUCACCAUGUUGGACACGGCUCUACCAGACACAGUAGAGGGUGGCCUGAUAAACUUUGAGAAGAGGAGGAGGGAGUUUGAGAUUCUGUCACAAAUCCGUGUGCUCCAGGCCUCGUGUUCCCAGUACAAUCUGCCUCAUCACACCAGGAUUGCUGUCUGGCUGCAGGGACAUAAGUUGCUCACUGACGAGGAGAGCUAUGAACUGUCCAGACAGCUGGAGCCUCCGGUGGACGCAAGUUCUCCAACACAGUGGAAAGAUCGCAUGCUCAGUAAAACACUCUCCCUCCUGACAGGAAAUGAAACAUCUAAAAGCGUCCCUGCUGAUCAGAUCAGUGUUUCAUCUUCUGGCUCCAGCGGAUCUGAUGUGGAGGAUUUUUCCUCGACGUGUUCCAUGAGACUGCAGUCCUUUGACAGCUGUAGCGACAGUGUUCCUGAGAGCUUCUCUUCAUCCUCCUCCUUUUCCCUCCGCUCCUGUGCCUCCUCUUCUCCGGACUCUCCUGGUCCUUCUAGCAUCUCCUCCAGCUGUCAUACGGAUCUAACCGAGUCCUCAGUGGCAUCUCACCACAAACGCUCUAUUUCCAUGACCACAGUGCCUGUCUAUAACCGUCAGGUGGGGGACUUGUGCAUCAUCAGGGUGAGCGUGGACCUCAGCCACUAUAAUGGCAACAUGUACAAAAGCAUCCUGUUAACCAGUCAGGACAAAACUGCUCAGGUGAUUCAGAGAGCACUGGAGAAGCACAAUCUUGAGCAUAUGAACUCUCAGGACUUCACCCUGACACAGGUCAUCUCCCAGGAAAGAGAGUUGCUCAUACCAGACAAAGCAAACGUCUUCUAUGCCAUGUCCACCACAGCAAACUUUGAUUUUCUCCUGCGCCACUUCGCAAAAGGCCAAAGGAAACUUCUGAGAGCUACGUGUAGUCUGGGACGACUUAUGAAAUCGGGCCGCUGAACAGCUGGAAUUUACUGGAAUAAAGUGUGCAUUAAUCCUAACCGCUGAACAAAGUGCACAAAACCAAAGCUCAGCGCAUUCCGUGACUGUUUCCUGCGGGUGUUUCAAACUCUUUGGGAAAUUUUACAAGACUGAUCUACAUGAUAAAGUCAAAGACGUCACUGAGACACAAACACAAACAACGUCACUAAGACUGCUGGUAGGUGUCAAGUUUGGAAAUGAAGGCAAGCGCAGAAACAUUCUGUAAUCCACAGGACAUUUCAAGGACAAUGUGACCAAAUCUGUAACCUAUUUAACUACAAAAAUGACUGACCGAUGCAGCUGGAGGCUGUUAAUAACACAGGUUUAAGAGUCGGGUGUGGAGUGGGCCGUGAACCCUCGCGGCCCUUGUUGUUGCUGCUGUGUGGGUGGCGUGUGAGAAGUGGGUGGAAACAGUCUCAGUGGGAUCACUCUGUUUCAUCUCUCUCUUUUGGCCCGGAUCCUUCGGUGUUACUGUGAUACCAUCACGUAUCUGUCAGCCCUGACUGGAAAGAUGACAUUCUUGAGCACAGGUAACAAUGGCAGCAGGAGUGACUGAUGGACCAGAAAAAACAUGGGUGCACAAGGAACCUGACUUAUUUUUUUAAAAAUUAUGAAAACCUAAUCCACAUGUAAUAUUUAUAGAGGUUUGUAUAGUUAUGUAAAGCCAUUGUAAUAGCCAUAAAUUUAAAUAUUUCUAAAUAAGUAAAAUACUUUAACAUUUUCACCUUUAAAAAUACAUAAUUUGCUGUAGUUUAGGUGA